AUGCUUCGCCAAAUUGCUCUUGCUGCACUCUCUGUGCUUCCUCUCACCCUCGGCCAGGUCGCUGAGGACUUUGAGAGCGGUUGGGACAAGGUCGCUUGGCCUGAGUACGCGCCCGACUGUGACCAGGGUGGCAGUGUUGUUCUCGACAAAACUACUGCUCACAGUGGAAAGAACUCCAUCAAGGUCACUGGUGGCAGCAAUGGUUUCUGUGGACACAAGUUCUUUGGCACUGACGCCAUUCCUUCCGGUGAUGUCUACGUCAGGACCUGGAUGAAGUCUGCUAAGGCUCUCGAUGACUCUCACGUCACCUUCAUCACCAUGCCCGACUCCGCUCAGGGCAAGGGCAAGCACCUCCGAAUCGGCGGCCAGAGCAAGAUCCUCAUGUACAACCACGAGUCCGACGACGCCACUCUCCCCGAUCUCUCCCCCGACGGCAUCGCCGCCUCCAAGAACAUCCCCGCCAACGAGUGGCAGUGCCUCGAGUACCAUCUCUACCCCGAUGGCACCAUCGCCACCUGGCUCAACGACAGCCCCGUCAAGGGUCUUGUUUACAAGCCCAACGACCCAUCGCCGUACAGCAACGGCUGGAAGAACAGCAAGCCCAAGCCCAAGAUCGAGGGUGUCUACUUUGGCUGGGAGUCCUACAGUGGAUCUGUCAACACUUUCUGGUUCGAUGACAUUGCUGUCAGCUCAAAGCGCAUUGGAUGUGCGGUCAAGAAAUAA
Fusarium sp. VM40 is the source of this 723-nucleotide messenger RNA. The record is from the annotation of a GenBank genome assembly. NCBI's taxonomy places the organism in Eukaryota, Fungi, Ascomycota, Sordariomycetes, Hypocreales, Nectriaceae.